Molecule: messenger RNA, 646 nt
Organism: Kickxella alabastrina
Lineage: Eukaryota; Fungi; Kickxellomycota; Kickxellomycetes; Kickxellales; Kickxellaceae
Exons: 1
Coding region: 1-621 (206 amino acids)
Source: RefSeq, a predicted model, not a curated record
AUGACUGCCAGCGAUCAUGAUAUUUCCAGCCCGACCAGCUCAGUCGGUGCAGAGCCUCGCGCACCAGCGCCAGAAGCAGGGUCGAAGCCACAACCAAUUCAAGAUUCGAAGCCAGCACACAAACCAAAGCACAAUAAGCAGCAAAAACUGCCUACCGAAGAGAAAAAAUCUAAACACAGGCCUGUCCAGUCCUUCGAGCACGUUUUCUCAGAGUCCAAACAAAAGCUCCCACCAACGCCAUCACUUCCCGAACUGAAUCUGACGACUUACCCGCGCGAGCUCGCCCAUAAGACAUACGCCCAACGCUACGCUGCCUCCUUCGGCGAUGCCAGCGACUUUAGCGACACGGAAGAUCCGUGUGCUGAUGGCGUGCCGUCAACUGAAAAUGCGAAAGUGCUUGAGUUCCAUCCAGCUGCCCAGCGCCAACCAGCCAUGCGCGUUGGUGCUGCGCGAUUGAGCGAAAUGAUGAUGUAUGGCCGGCGGUCAAACCAAACGCAGCCUGUUGCUGUUGAAGCAUUGGCAGUUGAAGCGGCUGCAGAGGAUGCCAAGAAAAAAGAAGCUGCAGUGAAACGCCGUAAUCGACGCAAGCAUAACAGAGACUCGCAACCUGCCGAUGGCUAGAACUGACUGAUUCAACGUCAGCGGC